Hibiscus syriacus is the source of this 717-nucleotide messenger RNA. RefSeq lists its product as uncharacterized. The record is from RefSeq and is a predicted model, not a curated record. NCBI's taxonomy places the organism in Eukaryota, Viridiplantae, Streptophyta, Magnoliopsida, Malvales, Malvaceae. Bases 1 to 717 code for a protein of 238 amino acids. The transcript is spliced from 2 exons.
AUGUGUCCAACCAGAAGCAAGAAGAAAGGUAACAACACCAUAUGGUACAAACUAGAAGAAUACUGGAUUAGGACAUUGGUGGAGAUGAAAGAGUGCCCAUUGAACAUACCGGUACGUAAUAGAUUAUGCAGGAGAAUUGUCCAUGAUGCAAAGGUCAAAUUUCUGAGCUUGUGUAUUGGGAUUCAGGCUGGAAUUGUGUUCAUCAGCAAAGUAAUUCGUUUAAUCUCGGUUUAUUUUAUGGGUGGGAUUUUGUUAUGUUACGACCGCUGUAGAGACCAGCUGAUGAAAUUCACACCUGAUAACAGCAUUGGGAAUGACUCAGGAUUAGAGUUACCCCAUAUCACAAAGCUAGAUCUCAGCCAUUUUGUUUUGCAUCUCGAAGGUGAAGAUUCGCUGGUUGAGGUAGUGAUGAAGGAUAAUCGAGAUGCUACUGAUUACUGGAGGCGGAAAGCAAAGAAGAAACAACCAAAAUAUUUCAUGGAACUGUUGGAACUAUCAAGACCUUGUGAAGGAUUCAAGGGACUUACCGAGUUUGAUAGUUUCAAAGUACCCUCUCUAGAUACCGAAGAAGCUCCAAAUUUUCCAAACAUCGAAAGCUGCUCGAUCAAACGUCUUAUAGCUGGAGUAAAUGAAGGUUUGGUGUAUGUCAGAAACAUAGAGGACAUGCAAGGGAAUCUUGUAAACGUCAGGAAGGUUGCGGAUGUUGUGUGGCUAUGA